AUGUCCAGCAUCUUCUUGCCGUGGACAAAGAAUCGUCAACAUUUGGCAUACCCCCACACCACCACUACCUGCUGUCACAACAACAACACAGAAACAGAUCGUGCAGAUCCCUCAGAAACCAAUACAUCUCAGACCAAAGGUGGUGGUAAGAAACCGGUAGCCAAAUGCAAGAGACCCAACAACACAGAAAUGCAGUUCAGUGAUGACCAGGUAUUUAAUCAUUCCGUAUUUUCUAAGGGCAGUAGCUACACCCUUUAACUAUGGAUCUAUAAUAGAAUAUGAACACUUAGUAAAUGAAGCAGCUUUGAAAAUGGUGGGGCGACAGCGACAACAUUAUAAUCGACCACAACUUUGGUAGAGUGGAAUGAAAACGAGGAAUAAAAUUUCGUAUUUUUUUUUCAUAGUGUCCUGAGUUGUCUAGAGCAAUCACUGCCAUGUUUGGUUUUAUGUACUAUAAUGGGAUAGAUUGCGAAGAGGCUAUACUUAAAUAUGUGGACUUCAAUGAUCUGGUUUCUUGCACUUCACUUGGUGGUUUAAUAUUUGAAUGAUGUUCUUAGGAUUUGUAAUCCAAGUGAGUAUAUAUAUACAUUUUAAGACCUGAGCACAAGGUCCUCUGGUAGGAAUUGAACCUACGGCCCUGCGAUUCCGGUGCAGCGCUCUAACCAACUGAGCUACAGAGGCCAGCUGUUGAGCUGUAACCGUAAGUUCAGUAUAUAUAGGUGAUCGGGUGUGCGGGUUGUGAUAAGGUGGACUUCAAUGAUCUGGUUUCUUGCACUUCACUUGGUGGUUUAAUAUUUGAAUGCUGUUCUUAGGGUUUGUAAUCCAAGUGAGUAUAUAUAUAUAUAUACAUUUUAAGACCUGACCAGGAACGACUGCAAAAAAUGCAGAAACUGCGAAAAAUCAGGUCUUAAAAUGUAUAUAUAUACUCACUUGGAUUACAAACCCUAAGAACAGCAUUCAAAUAUUAAACCACCAAGUGAAGUGCAAGAAACCAGAUCAUUGAAGUCCACCUUAUCACAACCCGCACACCCGAUCACCUAUAUAUACAUGAACUUACGGUUACAGCUCAACAGCUGGCCUCUGUAGCUCAGUUGGUUAGAGUGCUGCACCGGAAUCGCAGGGCCGUACGUAGGUUCAAUUCCUACCAGAGGACCUUGUGCUGCAUUUUUCGUAGUCAUUCCUGGUCAGGUCUUAAAAUGUAUAUAUAUACUCACUUGGAUUACAAACCCUAAGAACAGCAUUCAAAUACUUAAAUAUAGUGACGAGUUGAACACUCAUCAAAAAUUUAACUAUAUGCGUUUAAUUAAAAAUCAUAAAUCAAUGAUUGAGAAUAUGUACCAAAGAGUGCGAUAUUUGCUAGAAAGUGAUGAUGAAGAUUAUGAUCGAGCAAAAGUCAUAAAAGAAUCAAUAUCAUUAUAUGCUUGUGUGUGUGUUGAUGUUCAUUCUCGGUUCGCACGCAUUCGUAAAGUUAUUGAAAACAAAAUCGGCAGUGAAUGUAGAGAAAAAAUCCGAGGAACUUCUCUUAGAGCAGGGAGUGCUACAAAAAGUACAGAGUGA
Molecule: messenger RNA, 1557 nt
Organism: Paramuricea clavata
Lineage: Eukaryota; Metazoa; Cnidaria; Anthozoa; Malacalcyonacea; Plexauridae
Source: the annotation of a GenBank genome assembly